This is a messenger RNA of Phlebotomus papatasi, 1536 nucleotides long. RefSeq lists its product as uncharacterized. The coding region runs from base 112 to 792 and encodes 226 amino acids. The transcript is spliced from 3 exons. The record is from RefSeq and is a predicted model, not a curated record. Lineage: Eukaryota; Metazoa; Arthropoda; Insecta; Diptera; Psychodidae.
GCUGUCAAAUUUGUUACACUUUCAGUCUGGUUGAGAAAUAUUUUGGUUUUGUGGUUCCGCCUUGUCCGUGCAAUGAAAAACAGUGUGAAAAGCUAAAGUUUUCCCAGAAAGAUGAUGGAGUGCAAUGAGGCCGUGGAGCGCCAGAAGUUGGUGUCGAAUGACACAGAGACGGACGAUGUGCCAAGUAGUGCCCCAAAGUCCUCAAUUCAGACCCCCAUUUCGCCAGUGCUGAGCAAAGUCUUCUCCAGCGGAGACACCAGCCGAUCCCAGAAUUCCACGACGUGUUCCGUGGGAAAGGGUCAUCCAGAAGCCAGCUCUCAGCAGUCUACAAAGCUCACGUUCGUCAAUGAGCGCAAGUUGGAGGCAAUUGCCAAAGCGAAAGCCAAGAAAAUCAACAGAGAUCUUCCGUCACCCAAAACUGUCCAGGCGCCAACACAUCCAGUUCAUAGUUCAAACUUUUCCUUUGCCGAUCGUCCUCUGAAACAUCAUUCAUUUAUCUCAGAUGAGGGAGAUGUACGCAACAUGGAGAGGGCUCUCUUGGGCCUUCUCGAGGAUUUCCAUUCGGGGAAGCUGAGAGCUUUCGGAUCCGGGUGCACAAUGGAACAAAUGACUGAUAUUCGGGAGCAACAGGAACGCCUGGCUAAGCUUCACUUUGAACUGGGCGCUGGAGGAGACACCGAGGACUCACAGUCCGAAUGCAAUGCUCAGCAGAAGAUGUCACAGUUGGUGAAGAAGCUGGAAAAUUUGUCUGUUUCCAUUGAAAAGUUGCACUCCAGCAACUCGGAUUUGUGAUAUUUGCCUUGGAGGUUCCUCCAAUAAAAAAAAGACACACUCAAUUUUAUCUUUCUUGUUUUAUUUCAUUACCAUUUAUACAUUCUUUUCUAUUUUUUUCUCAAGCGGAUUGUUUUCUCUUUUGUUUUUUUUUCUCUUUAAAUAUGGAAAAUAAUAAAUGACAAUAUUACAUUGACAUCCAAAUUGGUUUUGCACCUUAUUUCUUUUAUUUUUUUUGUCUUUUAUUAAUCUUAAUAAUUGUUGGACAUUUUGUGUUUGAAUGAAGCAGAGUUGGAGGUUUUUUCUUAAUGCUUUAUUGACCAAAAAAAUGUGAAAUUCAUUUAUUAAUUUCGUAAGAUUUAUAUUUAAAUAAUACAUUUUAAUUGCAACAUUUUCCUAAAGAAAAUAAAUUUAUAAAUAAAAAAUAAAUUGCAAAAUAGUGAUAAAGUAAAUGCUCAAUUUCGUUGAUUUUUUAUUAAUUCUUUGUUUUAUGAUUUUGCAGAGAACUCCUCAAGUUUUUUAAUGACUAGAAUGGUAUGUUUGGAGUUUCUCUAAGUUAAAAAAAAAAAUAUUCAAAAAAUAAAUUGAAAUAUAAAUGGGGCCAAACCCUUCCAACUCUGCUGUUCAGUGUUAUUCCAGAUGAUCUCAUUGUCGUCUAAAUAGUAAAAAACAUCUACACACAUCGACAGCAAUGUAUCCCUAUUUUUUUCAUCUUUCUCAAAUACAAUUUGAAUAUAGCAAUAAAUAUGUUAAGAUUGAUAUUAA